ACUUGGCUCACGUGUCAGCGCAUCACCCACAUAGGCUUGUCAGUAUGGCCAUGGACAACGAGAUGAAUGUGUUUUCGGCUUAUGUAGUGCCUCGCUGAGGUCUAGCGGUAUCCUGGACCUGCACGACGUGUUGAGGAUGUCCUCAAGGCAACAACGAUUGCAGCGCACAUAGCUGCCUUCACAGGCCCCAAAUCUGACAUUCGUGGUCUAUCUUCACCCGCACUCCAGUGGCAUCAUGAAUUCUCUCCACUAUCCAGAUUCAUUGCAAGAAUAUGCAGUAUCUGAAAAGGUCUAUCUCGAGCAGCACCCCGAAUACAAUUGUCUCGUCACAGGCUCAAUUGUGUUCAACAAAGAAGGCAAGCUGCUGAUCGUGCAGCGUGCAGCGGAGGAAAGAGCGUUCCCUGAUCUCUGGGAGGUCCCAGGGGGCAAAGUCGAUGAUACGGACCAGACAAUUCUGCAUGCUGCUGCUCGAGAGCUCAAAGAAGAAGCUGGUCUGGAAACGACUCGCAUACUGAAGAAAGUCACGCAUUUUACCUUCUUGGACGGGACCACGACAUGGCUCAAGUUGGUGUUUGAGAUGGAAGUGCAGAACGCAGACAGAGUCGUCCUGGACCCAGUCGAGCACCAGAAAUUCCUGUUUGCAUCCGCGGAUGAGGUUGUCAAUGACAAGGUGGGGGAUGUCGAACUCAGGUACAUCAGUCCUGCGAAUAAGGAGGUCAAGCUGGAAGCGUUCAGACAGAAGCGCGAAGGGCGGUGUUCCGCGUAACAGCCAUGGACGUUGGAAGGGUUGAAACGCCUGAUGUAUCUGGGAAAGCUGACUUCUUCACGGGACGACUUCCGAGGCCAUGUUUAAGGUAUUGGCCGGACUUGACAGUACAUUUACUGUCGUGUGAGCGAAGUUAGCCCCUUUAGGCCAGAUUCUGCAUGUGAAUGUAAAUCACAAAGUCGAGUACCCUCACAGAGACGGCGAUCAGUUGCUUCCCAUGCUGUCUCGCCUGUCCACAUAUGAAACUCGUGAUUGUCGCCAAUAGGAGGCGAGCCAUAUGGUCGGAGAAGUGAUC
Molecule: messenger RNA, 1061 nt
Organism: Alternaria rosae
Lineage: Eukaryota; Fungi; Ascomycota; Dothideomycetes; Pleosporales; Pleosporaceae
Product: NUDIX hydrolase domain-like protein
Exons: 2
Coding region: 236-766 (176 amino acids)
Source: RefSeq, a predicted model, not a curated record